Molecule: messenger RNA, 2541 nt
Organism: Lolium perenne
Lineage: Eukaryota; Viridiplantae; Streptophyta; Magnoliopsida; Poales; Poaceae
Source: RefSeq, a predicted model, not a curated record
AUGCAGGUUGAGGCUACCGGAGAUAGCGACGCCCCGGAUCAGCAGGAGGCUGCCGGAGACAGCGAAGCACCAGAUCAGAAAGAGGAUGCCGGAGACAAAGAGGAAUCAAUCCUGGGCAAUCUUAGCCCAACCUCAGACAAUGCUUCAACCAUGAACACGGAGGAAUACAACAAAGCCAUGAAAGAGUUCGAAGAUGAGGAGGUAGCCGAAGCAGAAUCCGCUCCGCCUAAGCAGGUUCUUGCGACCAUAACUGGGCUGGAGCAGGAAGGUGAGGAAGAAACUCCGACUGGCGACAGGCUCCUGGCCCAAUCCACUUCGGAAACUCCGCCUUCGCGACUUCGUUUCUGCGUCGCGCAGGAGUCCGGAGAAGGACACAUCUCUGGGCACACGGAAUACAUGACCGCGGACGAGCUCGUCGAACAGGCUGGCCGGGGUGCCAUCGCACACUCGGAAAUCCUCAACAAGCCAAUAACUCCGGACGACGCCGCAGACCGUGAAGCUCUAGAAGUGAAGAGAAAGGAGAUGCUGGCCACUGCCAAGGUAUUUGCCAACACUGCAGCAGCAAUGUUGGAGGAAAGGCAAGAAGCAGGAGAAGUAAUGGAAAAAUUCCUCAAAAGAGAACGUGAAGCCGCAACAUGUUUGGCAGAGGCUAAGAAACUCCGAGCACAGUGGGAAACUAUGAUGGCAGACGCUGAUAAGGAAGCAGAUAGAAUCCGCCGGGAGGCCAUUGGCCCCCGAAAGAUCAACUUUGGAACCCCCUCCAAUCAGCAGCCACUCGCCACUCCAAAGGAUAAUAUGAAGAAAGCUGCAGAGAUCUUGGCCAAGAAAGACGAGGAAAUCGACAUCGCACACCUCCGCACGCUGGUAGCUUCAGCGAUGAAGCAACAAAGCAAGACCUGCGAGCGCUUUCCUCGCAUCGCCGCUGAAGCGCUACAAGGCCCCAUCCGCAAGCGCGCUCUGGACAAGGAGGAUCCGGAUCCUCACGUGGCUGGGAACAAGCACAAGAUGGGCAGGACCCACACUUCGUGCCCCGAUCUCCCCUCUGCCAGCGCCAACCCCCCGGUCGUGGAGCACGCCACUCCGCUGGAGGCGAUGGUUGGCCAGGAGUUCCUGGAAAAACUUGACACCAGGGGCCAGAAGAAGAAAGCUCCGGCACCUGAAGCCGGUACGUGUGAUGCCCCCCCUGCCAAGCGCUCCCGGAAGGAAGUGGUUACCGGGAAGCAAGUCACCACCAAACGCUACCGGAAGCGGGAGAUGCCAGUUGCUUCCGGCCCUGCGCUCAAGAUCUCCAAGAGCGCCACCGGCAUGAGGCCGGAAGGCACUGAGGAUCGCCGCGCGGAGGGGGAUUUCUCUUCCCCUCCAGAAGUUCAAGACACUGGCGCCAGCAACAUCGGCGCCGGCACAGAAGACGCCGGGAGGGCGGAACCUCUGGUUCCUCCCGUCCCGGAAAAGACGACGACAUCUACUUCCUCUCCUUCUAAGUCCGUGCCGGAUUCUUCCGCGCCGGCAAACUCCUCUGCGGCCAAGGAUGCACCGGAAGCUCCUGCGCCUCCACCAGCUGCUCCUGCCGGCAAGCCAACCACCGCCAAGCCUACGCCUCCAGCGCAGGAUCCUGCCGCGGUGGUCAGCACCGCCAGCUCUCCUUCUUCCGGUUCGCGGAGCCUCAUGCUGCACGCCAGCCGCGCCGCCCUUGUAGCCGGAGAAACGGCCUCAGCUCAGCUGGGCCGGAUCACCGAGCUCACUCGCGGCGGAGCCGACCUGGGCCACCUCGCCGACUACGCUGAAAAGUGGAAUCGGGCGGAUCUGUCCCCAGCGACGCUCGGCCUGGGGAAGGACAAGCUACCGGUAAUUGAUCCUGCCGGCCCCCGGAGCACCGGGCAGCACUUUGGCCGGUUGCGGCGCGCGGUCAAAGAAUUUGACAACGCGUGGCACGAUGCCAACCACAACGUGGCGGUAACUGUGCCGGAAGCCACCGUCAAGGCCCUCACCGACCAGCUCGCCGCGCUCAAAGCUGAAAAGGAGCAACUCGCCAAGGAGCACCAACAGGCUCUGGAUGCUCAGAGGACUCGCUUCUCCGAGCUGAAGGAUAAGCUUAUGGAAGCUGAAGUCCGGCACUCUCAGGAGCUCAAGGAUGCCAAGGCUGCUGCUGAGAGGAAGUUGGAUGACACCUUGAAGGAGUUUGCCCACAACAGCGAAGUGCUGCGGGCGGAGCUGGAAGAGGAGAGCAAGGCGCGAAAAGUAGCAGAAGGUCAGAUCGCUACCCUCACCACAGAUCAGGCCGCAUAUGACCGCCUGCGCGGCGAUGCGCCCACAGACACGGAUCCGGUCUUGACUGCCAAGCGCCAGGACCGCGCCUACCGGAUCGCGGAGUUCGCCCCCACGCAAACCUUCAUCCCUCCUCCCCCCGGCGUCAGAGACGAAAUGUCCGACGACGAGGAAGAAAACGCUGAGGACGAGGAGGAUGAAGAAGCCGCGGAAGGUGAAGCUCCUCCGGAACAAGGUGAAGCUCCCGAAGCCGGCACGCAACCUCCAAGUGUCUGA